Mugil cephalus (flathead mullet) is the source of this 3294-nucleotide messenger RNA. RefSeq names its product protein FAM102B-like. Lineage: Eukaryota; Metazoa; Chordata; Actinopteri; Mugiliformes; Mugilidae. The record is from RefSeq and is a predicted model, not a curated record. The coding region runs from base 99 to 1373 and encodes 424 amino acids. The transcript has 13 exons.
UCAGACUAGGUCUACAAACACCCAGCCACGAUAAUCGUGACUUUAGUAUUUCCUUUUGUUUCAUCCGUCCAAUCAAACCGCGGAAUGGCAUUAACGUCAUGAAUUAUAUUUUUGAGUGGGUGGGAGGAAGAGAUUUGAACUUUUCGUGUGUGCAGCAGCAGCCAGCAUGCAGACAGCAGCAACAGCUGACAGAGAGACACGGCACGGAGCGGAGAAAGUGUCCAGAUCCAGUCAGCACAGAUCACACCAUGUCUUUCAUUCUCAUGAAGAAAAAGAAAUUUAAGUUCAAAGUAGACUUCGAUCUGGAGGAAUUGUCCUCGGUUCCCUUUGUAAACGGAGUUUUAUUUUGUAAAGUGAGGCUCUUAGAUGGAGGCUUUACUGAAGAGUCGUCUCGAGAAUCCGUCCAAGCCAACUGUGUCCGCUGGAAGAAGAAAUUCUCUUUCAUGUGUAAGAUGAGCGCCAGUGCUGGGACAGGUGUGCUGGACCCCUGUGUGUGCCGAGUCUCUGUACGAAAGGAACUAAAGGGUGGAAAAUCAUUCGCAAAGCUGGGCUUUGCUGACUUGAACCUGUCAGAGUUUGCUGGGUCUGGCAGCACCAUAAGACGAUGUCUACUGGAAGGAUAUGACACAAAGAACACCAGACAGGACAACUCAAUUCUCAAGGUUGUCAUCACCACACAGCUUAUGUCUGGAGACCCCUGUUUUAAAACUCCUCCAUCUACAGCCAUGACUCUGGGAAUCCAACAAGUUGAAGCAGAGUGUCUCCUUGAGGACAGAAAAGGAGGGGACAUGCACACAUCCCACUUAGUUACUAAGACUCCAGGAAAGUCGGUGUCUGUCCCUGAAAACCUGAUCGCGUAUGGUCACUCCAGAACACCUAGCCAUGCAAGUCAGCAGUCCAAAAUUUCCGGUUACAGUUCAAACCACUCCAGUCUAACGGAUCUGAGCCAUCGGCGGAGUGGGUCAGGAGGUUCUGCCUCUACAGGCAUCGGCAGCAUCAUGGAAACCACUGAUCAGCAGGGGGACCGAACAGAGAAGGAGGGCAGGACCUCUCCCCCAAUCUCUGCAAACAAUCAUCACUCUUCCCAUCACGCAUCUGAAAACUUCUCCACCCCUUCCAAAGUUAUAAGACACCCAGUAAAGCAGAACUCAGUGGAAAAUCAGUUGAAGAGAGUAGACGCCACCAGGGUGGAUGCUGAUGACAUAAUAGAGAAAAUCCUGCAGAGCCAGGACUUCAGCCAUGGCUUCUUGGACUCCAGUGCUGAGGAGGAGGGGCUCAGCUUGUUUGUUGGUCCUGGAGGGAGUACAGCCUUGGGGAGCCAGCAUACAAGGGUCGCAACUGGAGCCUACGAGCAGGUGGUGAUCAAGCGCUAGGCCACGGAGAGCGUGUGUCUAUCCCAAAGGGCGCUGUACUACUCUGAUGCUACACGACUGAGCAGUGGCUGUGCUGUCAGAACUUGCUUCUGGAGAUUUAAUUUCUCUAAGGCAGUCCCUCCCAAGCUGCCCCGCAGCAUUCGUCGGCUGGGACAGCCCUCUAGUGUUCAACAAGUGGAUCUGAAGGUCACAUUAUUGAAACAUUUUGUUGACUGGUGUACUGACAUUUCUGAUGGUUUUAUUUGUGCCUUGUGAAAAUAGUAAGAUGUGGAAUUCAUACUGCUAGUCUUCCGUUCAACCCUCCGGGUGACAUUUUAGCUGCCAGGGUUCCCCCUGCCAUUACUGCAGAAAGGGCUCGCUAUAUAUAACUCAUUGCACUAUAAGCAGCAAGCUAAUAUGUCUGUACAGUAUGGAGCUUAUUUACUGUAACAGUUUGUUUUAGCAUUUUACUUGACAAAUGUGAGUUGAGAUAGUUUUUUUUUUUUUUUUGCUACAAUGUUUUUAAAUGUAUUUUUCUUAAAGCAUACAGUGUAAGAGGUGACUCCACAGUGUUCAGAGGGUGUUGUCCUGUAUACAUAUAUAUACAAAAAAAGAAUGAAUUCUGUGAGCAGGACUUCUAGAGAAUCCUAGAUUAUCACACCUGUGGCUGUAGAGGAAGAGGCAUGUCUGAUAUAUUUAAAGAAAAAACAAACAAACUGACAGCAGGAAAUGUAUGUGGUUACAGUGCCAGUACAUUUAAAUAGCUAAAACCUCACAUAUAAGCACCUCUGCUCACCUGGUCGUGAAGGAGGCUGAGUGAAAUAUAAGUUUAUACAUGUACUUGUUUCAGUAUGAUGCCUGCUGUUUGUAUGGGUGCGGGUGCAUGUGGGGGUGUAAAGUAAUGAAUUGAUUUUUACUGCAGAUUUUGUAAAAUUGAAUGUUUGAGAAGUUUUAGAAUAUUAAAAAAUGUUUAAUAGUUGCACCAUAUCUGCGCAGGUUCGUUACAACUGUUUGUUUUUGCAGUUAAACAUUUGAAUGUGCCCAUAAACAUUUAUUUGGGAAGACAAACAUUCCCCGUGCGGCCGCGCACCACAGCUUGGAUGUGCGUAUCGAUCCAGAAAUAUCGAUAUUUCCGAUCUAGACCUGUGUUUUUUAAAAUCGUUCUUCGCGUGAAAAUAUCGAUACCAGGUCCGCUUUCACAGGGAAUAUUAAUACUUUUAUGAAAUCAAAUCUGUAACCAGUUCCAAAAAAGUAAAUGCUUGAGAGAGAGGGGGCGCAGGGAAAUGCCCCCCACACAAAACUGACCUCUAUGAUGGAAGCCCUUAAACUCAGAGAGGCCGGCAACAUCCAGAUGUAUAGAGAAAACAGAUGACCAUGACUAACAUGACACAAGUAGAGAUCACGCCAUCAUGAUGCUGUUUUCCUUGUCGGCCAUUUUGCCUGAGAUUGUGUAAUCUUAAAUGGGAAAAAUGAUAGAGAAUAUCCUGUUCUUAAAGCCUAGUGACGCCCCUAUUGAUGUAUGAGAAACUGUCAUUAGUUUAAUUUUUGUUUGAGAGAGAUGUUUUUUUUAAAUAUAUGAUUUGCUCACAUUUUCAUUUGACUUAAUGAUUUGCACAGAUUGUCUUCAUUUUUUCUGAUUAAAGAGAAGUUUGAUAUGUGGUAGCUUUUUUUUUCUAUAGUCGUACUGACGGGGAACGUGGAGUCUUCGGCAGCGGGAUCGAUGGAUUGUGUGCGAUGGAUGGGACCCAGAGGGAGUGUGUCGUGAGAAGUGCUUUGGAGACCCAGUUCAUGGGACCACAGUACGUCUGUGCCCGACUCCACAGGCAGACACACUCCGUUUGAAUUUACAUCCGUCCCUCAGCCGAUAAGGAAACGAGAAACGCCAUGACGACACGAUUCACAACACUGUUGCUAUGCAACUGGCCAAACAUCCACAUCACCU